Messenger RNA from Ziziphus jujuba (common jujube), 9152 nucleotides. Its product is annotated as trans-Golgi network-localized SYP41-interacting protein 1. The transcript is spliced from 10 exons. Lineage: Eukaryota; Viridiplantae; Streptophyta; Magnoliopsida; Rosales; Rhamnaceae. The coding region runs from base 562 to 8859 and encodes 2765 amino acids. The record is from RefSeq and is a predicted model, not a curated record.
AAGUCCACGGAGGCGAACAAUAGUGGAAGAUAAAACGACACACUCUUUUGCGUUUUACAGACAGGGAAGGGAUUAGCUCCUCCAUAUUUCCAUUUCCAGAUAUAUUGUAACUGCUGCUCAUAUAUCAAAGCAACCAAACACACUCUUUUUAAUUUUUUUUUUUUGUUUUUGUUUUUCUAUUUUUUUCUUUUAAAAAUAAAAAUUUUCCCAGAAAAAUCGACGUCUCACCUAGAGGUUACGGAGGAAUAUGAAAGUUUGCUUUAGAUCUAAGAGACGAACAGAUUAACAGAAAGAGAGAAGGGAGAGACUUAUUUUUUAUUUUUUCUCCUGAAACCAAGCCAAUUUGGUACCAAAUUUUCCCAAACACGCUACCACGUCGGAUUGGAUAAAUUCAGCCUGGAGCGAAAUCCAGAACUUCUAUCAGCAGUUAAAAUGAGUGUGUGUGUACAAUUUGAGAACGGUUUGUUUUCAUGGCAUUGAGUCAGGAUCUAAUGGUGAUUGAGGCUUGUCGGUGGUGAUCUGUUUGGAGUUACAGUGGGCGCGAAGAACGGAGUGGAUCGGAUGGACAAGAACAAGAGCCGUACCGAUCUGCUCGCUGCUGGCAAGAAGAAGCUUCAACAAUUUCGUCAGAAGAAGGAUGGUAAAGGAAGUGGAAGCCAUGGAAAAUCAACAAAAAAGUCUGGCAAAUCAGAGAAGCAUGAAACUGAUGCAAUGCCAACUGUUGCUGAACCUACUGCCUCAUCAGAGGUUCCUGGAGGGGAAAUUGUGGCUCGUGUUGAUUCUGAUUUGGCGGUUGGUGACUCAUUGGAGUCGCAUUCUAUGGGAAAAUCUGUUGUUACUGAUAGUGAUGUUUCUGUUGUGGAUCCAUCCACACUGGCCAUUACACGUGAGGCAAAUGAAUCUGUACUAGCGCAUGAUCCUGAAUUGACAACAGUGAAGAUGGGGGUUAGUGAGCAUGAAGUUGACCUGGUCCAAAAUGGGGGGACAGGUACUGGGACAGUUGAUGCUGAAGUGGCAGGAAUUAUGCCUGUGAAUUCAGAUGGUAUGACUUCUGGAGGGAAAACCGAAGAUGGUAACAUGUCUGAAUCAGUUGAUUCUACAGAGGGAGUGACAAGAACUAUUGAAUCCCAGAGUGUGAAUAGGGGAGAUCUACCUUCUGAGGAGGAUACCCCUGAGGCAUCCGUGUUGCAGGCAAGAGAAGAUCAGGUAACAGCUGUAGGGGCAAUGCAGGAAGCUGAUGGUUUGGAUGGGACACAAUCUGACCGUAGCCGUGAAGUAGAUCUCCAAGGACAUAUCAAGCUUCCGUCUGAGGUUGACAUAUCUGCUGAAACUUUACCAGGGAUAGCUUUGUUGCCCACCAGUGUGGAGGCAUCCUAUGACGUUGAUCAAUGUGGUAAGGUAGAUGAUGUUUCUAUUUCAGCUGGAGCAGAUGUGUCAGAUGGGUUUUCAGCUUCUGCUUUGGCUUUACCUGACGUAGAGAUUUCAUCUGCUAGUCCUGCUUUGGAGAAUCAGCAGAGAAUGGCUGCUGAGACAGGCUCAUUUUAUGAAGAAACGGCAGAAAUAUUAUCCAGGUCUGGUGAUUACGGAAACGGAUGGGAAAACAGAGUUCAAGAUCAUACGGGAGAUAGUUCAGUUGCAGAGGGGUAUAAUCAACAGACACUGGUUAGCCUUGAAGGGCCUGUGGAAACCGAUGUGUCUACUACUGCACAUUUGAGCUCAAUUAGUCUUUCCCAACUCACUUGCUUUAUUAGGGGGCUUAGUGAAGAAGAUUAUAGGUUUCUGCUUAAGUCAAGAGAACCUGUUUCUAAUUCAGAGCUGGGGACCUCUAAUUCAAUUGUAGUGGACAAUAAAUUUUCAGAUCUGUUGGACAGGCUAAAAGAAGAACUAUUUCUUACAAAUUUUACAAAAGAUAUUUUUCAAUUGCAACUUUCUCAGCAAUGUGAACUACAGGUGGAGUUUGAUCACAAGCAUCGUCAGUUGGUUGAUGAAAUGUCUCUGCUUAGUGCUUCGUGCAAUGAAGUUCGUGAAAGGAACCAACACCUUACUGAGGAGCUUGCACAUUGCAGAUAUGAACUUGAAGCUGUUACCAGUGGGCGGAUGGAGCUUGAAAACCAGUUGAAUGCUGCGAAGGUUGAGGUUGGAGAUCUAUCUGCUAGAGCAUAUGAAUUGCAGAACAGUCUUGAAAGGUCGGAGGGGGAUUUGAUGAGCCUGUCAUCAGAGUUAGCUGACUUCAAGAAUUUGGUGGCAACUUUAAAGGGAGAAAAUGAGAACUUAAGUGAAACUAUUAUUUCAUUGACUGAAGAGAGAAAGAAAUGUCUUGAGGAGAAUGAGAAGCUUUCAACAGAGUUAGCUGACUGCAGAACGGUGAUAACGGCUCUACAGUUUGAAUCUUCCAACUUAACUGGGAAUCUUUCUUCGGUGACAGAGGAUAGAAAGAAGCUUGAGGAUGAGAAGGAGCAUCUAUGUAUUGAGAAUGGCAAACUAUCAACAGAAUUGGCUGGCUGUAAGGAUUUGAUCUCUGCCUUGCAGAUAGAAAUUGAUAACUUAAAGGGGAACCUCGCUCUUGUGACAGACGAGAGAGAGAAACUUGAAGGGGACAAGAAACUUUCUUCUCUUGAGAAUGAGAGACUUUCAUCUGAACUUCUUGUUCUUCAAGAACAAUUAUCCACAGAACAUGGAGAACGAACAAGGAUUGAGGUUGAUCUCAAAGAAGUGAAGAUGCACCUGGAACAACUCAUGGAGGAAAAUAUAUCUCUUACUAGCAGUUUGGAUGUGCAUAAAGCUAGAUUGACAGAGGCUAAUAGCAGAAGUAUUGAAAUGGCUGCUCAAGUUGGGGAGGCUGAGAAUCAAGUUGAAAUUUCUGAAGUACAAAGCAAGAGCCAUGAAAAUGCAACUCCUAGUGAAGACUCUCAUCAAAUUGUGAAGGGAGAUGGAGUUUCCUUUCCUUUAGUUAAGAGGCCUCUAUCUGAUAGCUUUUCUGGAGAGGAAGUCUACAAUGACUCCUUUGGCUUUGUGGCCUUGAAGAUUCACUUGGAGGAGGCAGAGAAAAUAUUGAAUCAUCUUGAAAAGGCAAUUGAAGGGGUUCAUUAUCAAUCAACAUCUUUUAGCAGGUCAGGAGACAAAUCUAGUCCACCUGGAGUAUCUAAACUUAUUCAGGCCUUUGAAUCAAAGGUUCCUCUUGAUGAACAUGAGGCAGAGGACAAGGCUUCAACUGAAAACCAGUCACCAGCAGCAGAUCCAUUUAUAUUAACAAAAGAGCAUACUGGAAAUUUAAGGGCUUUAUUGGAGCAGUUGGUCCUGGAUGCUGCAAAUGCCAGUUUGAUGUUCAAGGGGGAACGUGAUAGUAGAGAGAAUGCUGAUGCUGCAUUUAGAGGGCUAAAUGAUCAAUAUGAAGCUUUGAGGGAGCACAGUAACAAUUUGGAGGCAAAUGUCAUUGAGUUUGAGGUUCUAUAUGAGUCUGUAAAGCAACAUGGGGGCAACAUUGAAGCGGCAAACAGUGAGCUUGUGGUUUUAUGUGAAGCUGUUAAACAACAAGCUACUAGUCUUAAAGCAGAAAACAGCGAACUUGUAACUAAGCUGCAUGAAUAUGAAUCUAGAAUUAGUGAAAUUCAGAGUCAGUUGUAUGAUGUACAGCAAAAUUCAAAAGAUAUGGCAUCUGAGAUUUCUAAGCAACUGGAAAUUUUGCAGAAAGAAGUGGAUGAAAGGGUGUUGAUACUUGAGCAAGAUCGGAAUUCUACUUUUGCUGAGAUUGUUGAAAUAGUCCGGAAGCUUGAUGAAUCGGUCGGAAAUUCUGGUUUGACUGUAUCCGGCCCUCACGAUGGCUUGGAUGUAGUUAGUCUUGUUGCUGCUUCUGUCAAUGCUGCUGCCAAAGUAAUUGAGGAUAUAUGGAAGAAACUUGAAACUGCUCGAACAGACCAAGAAGCUAUUUAUACCUCCUACAGAGAAGCAAACAAGAACUGUGAUGAUAUGCGGCAAAAGAAUGAUCUGGCUGUUGGCAUAUUACAACAAAUGCAUAGUGACCUUAGAAAACUUCUUACCGACCUGCAUGGAUCAACUGAAGAAAAUGAGUUGAGCAUCGAAAAUGAAAAGCUUUUGGAACCUCUAGAUUAUGACAGCUAUAAAACCCUAAUGGAAGAGCUGGACAGUUUUCGGAGUGAGAGGCUGGAACUGGAAUAUGUUAACAAGAAGUUAAAUUCAGAAUUGAUUAAAAUAAUGGGAGAAUUUGAAGAACAUAAAAAAAGAUGUCUUGAUUCAAAUGCUAUUUCCAAGUUAACUGAGGAUGUUGAGGGUGUUCUAAAACUGGAAGAUACUGAGAUUGACAUGGAUGCAUCGCCUGCUUCACGUUUUGAAUUAUUGGUGUCUAUCCUUAUACAGAAGUACAAGGCUGAUGAUAUGCAGGUAUGCUUAGCUAGAGAUGAGUACGGAUCCAAGGUGAUGGAAUUGGCUGAAUCGCAGGAGGAAAUAAAAAACAUGAUUGCUUUGUGUCUUCAGUAUGAAAAUGAAGUAUUUGUUCUCAAGGAAGGUUUAACUCAGGCUAAUGAAGCCCUUAGUGCCGCUCAUUCUGAGCUACAAGUGAAAAUAAGUGAACUUGACCAGUCGGAACAGCAGAGAUUAUCUACUAGAGAGAAGCUUAGCAUUGCUGUUGCUAAAGGGAAAGGUUUAAUUGUGCAGCGAGAUAAUCUCAAGCAGUCCUUGGCAGAGACAUCUAAUGAACUUGAAAGAUGCUUGCAGGACCUACACUUUAAAGAUGCGAAGCUUCAUGAGGUUGAAAUAAAACUCAAGGCAUAUUCAGAGGCUGGUGAGCGUGUUGAAGCUCUGGAGUCUGAGCUUUCUUACAUUCGCAAUUCAGCUACUGGGCUGAGGGAAUCAUUCCUUCUCAAAGAUUCUGUUCUUCAGAGAAUAGAAGAGAUUUUAGAAGACUUAGAUCUGCCAGAGCAUUUUCAUUCGAGGGAUAUUAUUGAGAAGAUUGAUUGGCUAGCAAGGACAGCUACAGGUAAUCCUUUGCCUCAUACUGAUUGGGAUCAAAAGAGUUCUGCUGGAGGAGGUUCAUACUCUGAUGUAGGUUUUGUUGGAAUGGAGCCCUGGAAAGAUGAUGGACAGCCAAACUUAAAUACAGGUGAAGAUUUGAAAAGAAAGUAUGAGGAACUUCAAAGUAAGUUUUAUGGGUUGGCUGAACAGAAUGAAAUGCUGGAGCAGUCUUUGAUGGAAAGGAAUAACAUGGUGCAGAGAUGGGAAGAACUUCUAGAUAGGAUUGAUAUGCCAGCGCAUUUGCGGUCUGUGGAGCCAGAGGAUAGAAUUGAGUGGUUAGGAAGUGCACUUUUGGAGGCACAUCGUGAGACUAUCUCGCUUCAGCAGAAGGUUGAUAACUUUGAAAACUAUUGUGGAUCACUAACUUCUGAUUUGGAAGACUCACAAAGGAGGAUAUCUGACCUUGAGGCAUCUCUACAGGCAGUCAUCCAUGAGAAAGAGAAUCUUUCUGAAAGAUUGGAGAUUCUGAAACAAGAUCAUGAACAUUUAUCAUCAAAGGCAUCCCAGUUCGAAGUUGAAAACAAAAUGCUACAGACUGAAGUUGCUGGAUUCCAGGAAAAUGAGGCUGAGAUGCUUGGGAAUGAGAAGCGCAUGGCAGAGUUUGAAGCUGAGAACAAGGUUCUGCAGGAUGAGGUAACUAGGUUAAAGGAGAAUGUGGCUGAGAUGCUUGGGAAUGAGAAGCACACUGAAGGCGAAAUUAAAAAAUUGCAGGGUUUGAUUUGUGAUGCUUUGCAUGAUCCUAGAACUCAAGAACAAGUUUCUGCUGGCUGCAGCAUUGAAUGCUUGGAAGUCUUAUUGAGGAAGCUUUUAGAUGACUGUGCAACCUUUUCUUUGGAAAAAGCUGUGCUUGAUAGUGCAGUUGAUGGGCUCCACGCUGAUGCCACACAUGAUGGAGUGAGAAGCAGAAGUUGGGAAUCAGAUAUAGCUCUCUUGAAGAAAGAACUUGAGGAGGCUUUGCAUGAUUUGAUGUGCGUGAAGGAGGAGAGAGAUGGAUAUGUGCUGAAACAACAAAAUAUGGCUUAUGAAAUUGAAGCUCUGAACAAAAAAAAGGAGGAGUUACAAUCACUUCUUAAUCAGGAGGAGCAGAAGUCAGUUUCUUUGAGAGAGAAGUUAAACGUUGCAGUUAGAAAGGGCAAGUUAUUGGUGCAACAACGUGACAGUCUGAAACAAACUAAUGAAGAAAUUAAGACUGAGAUGGAACAUUUAAAAUCUGAGGUUAACAUCCAAAAAAAUAAACUCUCAGAGUAUGAACAGAAGUUCAGGGAUCUGUCUGUUUAUCCAGAAAGGGUUGAAGCCCUAGAAUCCGAGACUUUGUUCUUGAGGAAUCAUUUGACUGAAAGUGAACACCAUCUGCAGGAGGCAGGAAAUACUUUGAGUGCGAUUUUGACUAGCAUAGGUGACAUUGAUGUUGGUGAUAUAGUUGAUUCUGGUGAUCCAAUCAAGAAACUAAAGCAAAUUGCAAAACUAUGUGCUGAUUUACGUUCAGAUAUGGCUUCUUCACAGCAGGAGUCUAGAAAGUCUAAAAGAGCAGCAGAGCUACUCCUAGCAGAACUGAAUGAAGUUCAAGAGAGAAAUGAUGGUCUCCAAGAAGACUUAGCCAAAGCUGCAACUGAGCUUGCUGAAGUCACCAAGGAAAGGGAGCUAGCAGAGGCUGCCAAACUUGAAGCUCUUUCACGUUUUGAAGAGUUAUAUAAGGUUCACUCUGCGGAACAGAAUAAUCAAUUCACGGAAUGCAUGGGACUAAAAGCUAGUGUAGAUCAACUCAGGAAUGGUUUACAUGACAUUAAUAAUUUACUGACUGAUGUUUUCCACAAGGACUGGGAAAUUUUGCAGAGUCUGGAGACUGGUAUGAACUCAUGUACCAAACCAAGUAAUGCUACUGCUGUGGUUGGUAUGCCUCAUCUAAAUAUAUAUGGCGGCCUUAUAUCUGCCAAUUCAGAUGAAAAGGAUAAUUUUUCUUCUAUGGAGAUUUGGUCAAACUCCAUUAAGCAGGAGCAUUUUGAUGGCAACUUUGUCAGUGAAAUCUGUAGUUCUGUGGGCCAUCAACUGCAAGACCUCAUGAUUGAGGUUGGUGUGCUUAAAGAAAAGCUACAUAAACAUUCCAGUUUAUUGCAGGAACAGGCUGCCAAUCUAUUUAAAGUAAUGUCAGUUGUCCAUAAAGAAAUAAAUAAUCUGAAUGAGUCAUAUGAAGUUAUGAAGAAAAACAUCAUACAUGUAGAAUCAACUGAAAAAGAAAAGGACAAGGAACUUGUUGCCUUGCGUAAAUAUAUUGCCCUGCUUUUGGAAGCUUUCUCUAGUUCAGUUGCAGAAAUAGAAAGCAGAAAAGCUGAAUUGCUCGGAAAGAAUUUGGCUGCUGGAGAUCUGGGGUUGAAAUCAGCAAAUCUUUCAGGUGGAUCUUUCAGUUGGCAAGAUGAUGUUUCCUCUGAGGAAUCUAUUAGAACUAUGGCAGACAAGCUGUUCUUGGCUGUGAGGGAUUUUAGUAAUAUGAAAGCUGAAAUUGUGGAAGGUAGUCAAAAAGAAAUGAAGAUUACUAUUAUUGAUCUGCAGAAAGAACUUCAGGAGAAGGAAAUUCAAAAGGAAAGGAUUUGCAUGGAUCUUGUGAAUCAAAUUAAAGAAGCUGAAGCAGCUGCUGCACGUCACUCACAAGAUCUACAAUCUUCAAGGAAUAGGGUGCAUGAUUUGGAGAAACAGGUUGAAGUGAUAAGUGUUGAAAGGAGUUUGCUGGAGCAGAAAGUGAACGAGCUGCAAGGUGCACAUGCCUCCUCCACAGAGUUAGAAGACAGGAUCACAUCACUGACUGAUGUGCUAGCUGCCAAAGACCAAGAAAUUGAGGCCCUAAUGCAAGCACUUGAUGAGGAGGAGGUACAGAUGGAAGAUCUUACUAACAAGAUUGAGGGGCUCGAAAAAGUUGUGCAACAAAAGAAUAUAGAUUUGGAGAACCUUGAAGCUUCACGAGGGAAGGUUGUGAAAAAGCUUUCCAUUACCGUGAGUAAAUUUGAUGAGCUUCAUCAUUUAUCUGCAAGUCUCCUAUCUGAGGUUGAAAAGCUUCAAUCUCAACUGCAAGAUCGGGAUACUGAGAUUUCUUUUCUUCGACAAGAGGUCACUAGGUGCACGAAUGAUGCUCUUGCUGCAUCUCAGCUUAGCAACAAGAAAACUUCAGAUGAGAUCCACGAGUUUUUGAUGUGGUUUGAUAUGAUCAUUGCUAAGGUUGGUGUGCACAAUCUGCAUCUUGAUUUUGAUGGUCAGUUUCAGGAGCAGAAGGACAUUAUUCAAAAGAAGAUUGAGUCAGUUAUUUCAGAAUUGGAGGAUCUACGGGAAGUGGCUCAUAGCAAGGAUACAUUGUUGCUAGUAGAAAGGAACAAGGUUGAAGAAUUGAAACGCAAAGAAGAAAUUCUUCAGAAGUCUCUGCAUGACAAGGAAUCGCAUUUAAAUUUUCUUGAAGGUGUUGGAGCUUCUGGAAAGGCAACAAGCAUGACCCCUGAAAUAUUGGAAGUUGAGCCUGUGGUAAAUAAUUGGACAGUUCCUGGAACAUCUGUUGCACCUCAAGUUCGCAGUUUACGCAAAGGCAAUAAUGACCAAGUUGCAGUUGCAAUAGAUAUGGAUCCUGAAAGUACUAGUAGGUUGGAGGAUGAAGAUGAUGAUAAAGUUCAUGGUUUCAAAUCACUCACCACAUCGAGAAGUGUCCCAAGGUUUACAAGACCUGUGGCUGACAUGAUUGAUGGCCUUUGGGUUUCUUGUGAUCGGACUCUGAUGCGACGGCCUGUUUUACGGCUCGGCAUUAUAUUAUAUUGGGCGGUAUUGCAUGCACUCCUUGCAGCUUUUGCAUUCUGAGAAGCCAACCUGGUUAGAAUUUGAUUUGAAGGCGAAAGGACUUGGGUUCUCCACCAUUACUAUUCUCUUAAUGGGCAUUAAUUUUGUAUGCAUAUCGUUGAUUUUUCCCUUUUUCCUAGAUGUGGUCAAAUUGAUCAUUCUUUUUAGCUUAACCAGGCAACUGCGAUUCCCCUUUUUUUUAUUUCUAUGAAUCUCAGAUUGCAUGGUUGUACUCAAAUAAGAAUUCCCCUUUGUAACCUUUACAGAGUAGAGUAAAAUCCAAAGGAUGUAUACCAUAGAUUUUUAUUGUUUUA